Messenger RNA from Melanaphis sacchari, 1026 nucleotides. RefSeq lists its product as uncharacterized. Lineage: Eukaryota; Metazoa; Arthropoda; Insecta; Hemiptera; Aphididae. The transcript has 2 exons. Bases 1 to 1026 code for a protein of 341 amino acids. The record is from RefSeq and is a predicted model, not a curated record.
AUGUCGCUGCCUGGACCUAAUACAACAAUCGAAGAAACAAAAUCAAUGCCAUGCAUUGAAUUAGCAUCCCCCAUAUUAGCUGAAUCCGAUCAUUCAUUAACGUCUUAUAAAAGUUUCAAUACAAUUCAUGAACGAGAAAUCAACAAACCUACUGAAAGACGUCUAAACGUUAAAGCUUUGGUCGAAAAACAUAAACGGUUUCAAGAAAAAUUACUUGGCGUUAAGGUAAACAACCUUAACUAUAAAAUGACUUCAGUUACCACCAAUGCUUGUGAAAACGAAUGUGCGUCGUACAACAGUUGUAAAAAUAUGGAAGGUGACACGAAACAGGCGGAUAACGUCGACAAUUUUGCGAAAAAUAAUGUGUUUGAAGUAUUUGGUGCCCAAAUAUUAUAUAAUCAAAAACCACUGAAAGUACAAAAACUUGUGUUACAAUCUCAUGACAUUGAUUACAAAACUGAAACUCACGAGUUAGAUGAAAUAUUGAAAACUAUGGACAGAGAUUUUUGGCAAAAUAUUGCUUCUGUGGUCAACAUUAACAAUAUUUACUACCAGUGUUUAACACAAAUUAUACAGGAUACUCAAAAAUUUAAAAAUCUCGAGGACGUAUUGGUUCAUGUCAAUUCGGUAUUAAAAACAGUUGGCGAUGGGUCUGAACAAAUGGGAUUGGAACUCAUUACUUCUUACAAGAAAUGUUUGAAAAAGUUCGGUAUCGUAUUCGAUAGUAAAUUAAGUGAUAAAUUAAAGGAAACUUCGUUAUCAAGUAACGAUUGCAAGUUGAAUGCGCUUAAAACUGAGUUAGCUGAAAAUAAAAAGCGCGCAAAAAUCGCUGACAACACUAUCAUACAACUCAGGAAGGAAAAGAGAGAUUUGUUGAAUAUAUUAACCAGUUAUGAUGCUGAAAACAUUCACGGAGUAUCCUUAGAAAAACGGCUUGAAGCUGAGCAACAGAAAAACAGUGAAUUACGUGAAUUAAUUGCUACUAUUUUUAACGAGAAAAAUCCUUUUAUAAUAUUACCAAACUAA